Messenger RNA from Ascochyta rabiei, 2394 nucleotides. RefSeq lists its product as uncharacterized. Bases 1 to 2394 code for a protein of 797 amino acids. The transcript has a single exon. Gene Ontology annotation, biological process: carbohydrate metabolic process. The record is from RefSeq and is a predicted model, not a curated record. NCBI's taxonomy places the organism in Eukaryota, Fungi, Ascomycota, Dothideomycetes, Pleosporales, Didymellaceae.
AUGCCUCAGAUACGAUUGAAUCUGCGAGGACCUUGUGCACGAGCUACGGUCCACACAACAUCCUCCUACCGCGUACCGAGUCGCUAUUCUACACCAACCACUGCCCCACCACGACCUCCCUCGAGAGCGCAAUUGCUCAAGUUCCACACGUCAUUCCUGAGAAUGGCCACACAAGGCACGUCUGGCGCCGGCGACGGGCUGAAGCUCACCAACCGCCUCCAUGAGAGCCGUUCACCGUAUGUGCGCGGGCACAUGAACAACCCAGUGGCGUGGCAGCAGUGGGGACCGGAGGCGCUGGAACUGGCCAAGAAGUCGAACCGCCUCAUCUUCAUCAGCAUAGGCUACGCCGCCUGCCAUUGGUGCCACGUCAUGGAGCGCGAGUCGUUCGAGAACCACGAGGUUGCCCAGCUGCUCAACGACAACUUCAUCCCCAUCAAGAUCGACCGCGAAGAGCGCCCAGACGUCGACCGCAUAUACAUGAACUACGUUCAGGCCACGACUGGGAGUGGAGGAUGGCCCCUGAACGCGUUCAUUACCCCAGAUCUGCAGCCCAUCUUUGGCGGGACCUACUGGCCAGGCCCCGGGUCGACCAUGAGCGGCGACCACAUUGGCUUUGUUGGUAUCUUGGAGAAGAUCAGAGACGUGUGGCAGAGCCAGCGCCAGCGCUGCCUUGACUCCGCAAAAGAGAUCACCACACAGCUGAGGGAGUUUACCGAGGAUGGAAACAUCAGCCGGAAAGACGGCGCGGACCACGAUGCACUUGACCUCGACCUGCUGGAAGAAGCAUACCAGUACUUCCAGAACAGAUACGACACCAACUACGCUGGCUUUGGCGGCGCGCCAAAGUUCCCCACGCCCUCGAACCUUGCUUUCCUUCUCAAGCUGUCGCAGUACCCACGCGCAGUCGCUGACGUUGUUGGAGCAAAGGAAUGCACACAGGCCAAGGAUAUGGUUUUGGCUACACUAGAUGCCAUGAACAAGGGCGGCAUUCACGACCAAAUAGGCAACGGCUUUGCGCGUUAUUCGGUCACCAAGGACUGGAGCUUGCCGCACUUUGAAAAGAUGCUGUACGACCAGUCGCAGCUGCUGCCUGUCUAUCUCGACGCGUACCUCGCGACAAAGAGCCCGGAUCAUCUCGACGCUGUUCACGACAUUGCGACAUAUCUCACAUCCCCACCCCUGCAAUCGCAGUCUGGAGGCUUUUUCUCUUCCGAAGACGCUGACUCGCUGUAUCGAUCGUCGGACAAGGAAAAGCGUGAGGGUGCUUUCUACGUGUGGACACUCAACGAGUUCCAGGAUGUCCUAGGCGAGCGUAACGCUGAGAUCCUGGCGCGGUAUUAUAACGUCAGGGAUGAGGGCAACGUCGCACCUGAGCACGAUGCACACGAUGAGCUCAUCAACCAGAAUGUGCUUGACAUCGCCAUGACCCCAGUAGAGUUGGCGAAGCAAUUCGCCCUGUCCGAAGAGGAGGUUGCACAGAUACUGUCGGAAGGCCGGCAGAAGCUGCGUGACCAUCGUGAAAAAGAACGUCCACGGCCAGCCUUAGAUGACAAGAUUGUAGUAUCUUGGAACGGCCUUGCAAUCGGCGCCCUAGCACGCACAUCGGCCGCACUCGCAUCACAAGACGCCUCACGGUCGCAAAAAUACCUCGCUGCUGCCGAGCAAGCAGCCUCCUUCAUCAGCCGUGAGCUUUACAAUGCCUCUUCCAAAACCCUCACACGCGUCUACCGCGAAGGUCCUGGCGAUGCACCCGGUUUUGCGGAUGACUACGCCUACCUGAUUUCCGGUCUCAUCUCCCUCUACGAAGCGACAUUCAACGAGACAUACCUGCAAUGGGCCGACGACCUACAACAAACGCAGAUUAAGCUGUUCUGGGAUAAGGAGCACCUCGGCUUCUUCUCGACAUCUGAGAACCAGCAAGAUCUGCUCAUGCGGCUGAAGGACGGCAUGGACAACGCUGAGCCUGGCACGAAUGGCGUGAGUGCGCAGAAUUUGGACAGACUAGGCGCAUUGCUAGAAGAUGAGAGCUACGUCAAGUUCGCUAGAGACACAACAAGUGCAUUUGAAGCAGAGAUCAUGCAACAUCCCUUCUUAUUUCCGAGUCUCAUGGACGCCGUUGUUGCGGGAAAGAUGGGUGUCAGACAUGUUGUCAUCACAGGGGAGGGUCACAGGGUCGAGGAGUGGUUACGGAGAUACCGUGAGCGACCGGCUGGCUUGGGGACGAUCAGUAGGGUGCGUGCGCAAGGUUCAGAGUGGUUGAAGCAGAGGAACGAGCUGGUCAGAAGUAUGGACACGAGUAAGGAGGGUGUCAUGCUUUGCGAAAACGGCAGCUGUAGGGACGAGCUGGGCAUGGACAUGGGCGGUGUCGAGGAGGCUGUAUCCGAGAUGAGGUAG